Cynara cardunculus var. scolymus (artichoke) is the source of this 816-nucleotide messenger RNA. RefSeq lists its product as uncharacterized. The transcript is spliced from 4 exons. The record is from RefSeq and is a predicted model, not a curated record. The coding region runs from base 1 to 816 and encodes 271 amino acids. Lineage: Eukaryota; Viridiplantae; Streptophyta; Magnoliopsida; Asterales; Asteraceae.
AUGGAUCGAAACCAUAUACUUGUAGUUGUUAAAGUGUUGAAAUCUUAUAUCGACUUGCUCAUACUUUUGGUCAAUUUUGCGAAUUGUGACAUUAUUUGUGUGAAUGAGUUGCGAAUGGAUAGGAAUGCAUUUGCUAUUUUGUGUGAGUUGCUAAAAACACGGGGUGGACUAUUAGAUGAUGGUAACGUGACAAUUGAAGAACAAGUUGCUACAUUUGUAAACAUUUUAGCACAUCACACCAAAAAUAGAUGUCUUCAAGUUAGAUUUUAUAGGUCGGGGGAAACAAUUAGUAGGUAUGUUCAUCGAGUUUUAAGUGCUUUGUUGCGAUUGCAAGACAUUUUGUUUAGCAAGCCAACUCCGGUAGAGGAUGAUUGUACCGACAGAAGAUGGAAGUGGUUUAAGGGUUGUAUAGGAGCAAUAGAUGGAACAUACAUUGAAGUGACUGUACCUGAGUCCGAUAAACCACGAUACCGAACAAGAAAGGGUCAUAUUGCGAUUAAUGUAUUAGAAAGGUGUUUCGGUAUUUUGAAGAAGCGUUGGGCCAUAUUACGAAGUCCUUCUUUCUAUCCAAUAAAACUUCAAGGAAGGAUGGUCAUAGCAUGUGCUUUGCUACAUAAUUUUAUUAGGAUGUACAUGGUUCUUGAUCCGGAAGAAAACACGACACUUACACUAGAAGAUAUGCCUAUAGGGGAAGAGCAAGUGGAAUCCAACGAUGAUGUUGAAUCUAUUGAUGUUGUUGAAUCGAGCAAUGAGUGGACUCAAUGGAGAGAUGACAUAGCCCAAGAGAUGUUUGAGUCGUGGAUAUCAAGUACAUAA